UGCAAUUAUAAUAGACGUAAUUACAACAUUUCCUACAUGGUAUUAACUGCGAAAUUGAAUUGUCAAAUGUUAUGACGUCAGAAGUAAGGAUCAGCUGUUACAAUGCAAGAAGUCAAUUUUGUGUUUACGCCUUUCUUUUAAGUGUAAGAAUAAAAUUUAAAAGAAAAUGUUAUCUCAGUACAUGGAAGAAUUUGAACAGGAACCUUUUGAAGUAACCGAAUUUAUUGAGCGGCUCACUUGGCGUACCAACAAUGAAGUAAACAGUGGCACUGGAGGAGGAGAUGAAUUUAAUCCAGAUGCUUUGCGUGAUACUUUCAUACAAACUAUUAAGGACUUGAAAAUACUGCAAGACAAACAACAAACGAAGUGUGAACGCUUGGAAGAUUCAUUGAAGCAGGAGCAAUUAGCGCACACAAAACAGAUAAGUAAACUACAAGAACGACAUCAGACUGCAAUUGACUGGUUUGGACAAUUAGAUGAAAAGAUAAAUUCAGUAGCUGGAAAAAUUAUUCACCUUGGUGAGCAAUUAGAAAAUGUAAAUACGCCACGUAGUCGUACUGUUGAAGCGCAAAAGUUAUUAAACUAUAUGUCUGAGUUUUUAGUCGCAGGACCUAUAGUUAAUGACAUAUUCAAUGAUCCGAAUCGCUUGUAUGAAGCAGCUGAUGUUAUACAAAAGUUAUAUGCAAUAUCACAAGAUUUGCCAACAGAAAAAUUUUUGGACUCAAAACGUAAAAUAGAAAAGAAAUAUGAUGAAGUUGAGCGAAGGUUGAUCGAAGAAUUUGCUUCAGCACAGAAAAGUGAAGACAUUGAAAAAAUGAAAAAAUUAGCACAAAUAUUAUCACAAUUUAAAGGAUAUACACAGUGUAUCGAUGCAUACAUCGAACAAAGUCAAAUGACACCAUAUGGAGGUAAAGAUAUAUUUAUUGGUAUAGUUCCUAUGUGCAAACAUCAUUACGAGAUCAUCAAAAAAGUGUUUGCAAAUCCAACACAGGUCAUGUCCAAAUUCAUACUUAAUAUAUAUCAAUUAAAAUUACAUCAGUACUCCAUUACUAAGUUGGACGAUAAAAAAGAUGAGGAGAAGUAUUUACGUACUUUGUAUGAACUUUAUUCGCGCACAUUAAAAUUAUCGGCAGACUUACAGGUUUAUAUGUCUCCCAUAGACGAUGAUCUACUUAAUAAAUUGACGCAACAGAUUUUUACAAAGCAUCUUGCCGGCUAUGCUGAAAUUGAAUCUAAAUGUCUUACAGCUAAAUGUUCCACUGAAUUGGAGAAAUUUUAUUUAAGCAAAAAGCAUCAAAAGAAACAAACAGAACGCUUCCAAGAAUUAAGAAGAGAUAUGCAGGCAUUAAUUGGCACGCGCGCAAAUAUAAACAUAGCACAGAUUGAAGAUUAUGGUGGCGAAACGUUCCUUUCUGAAGAAUUAGCUAUAAAUAUGUUGCAAGAAGCCAAGGGUUCAUUUAAACGCUGUCGAUUACUGUCAAGUGAAGCAGAAUUGGCUGGCAAUGUUAUUAAGUUAAACGAUAUAUUAUUACGUUUUUUAAUGCAUGAGCAUGUUAAUUAUGCCUUAGAGUUAGGUUUGCAGGCAAUUCCUAUCGCCGAAGGAAAAUCUUUUCCACAGAUGUAUUAUUUUGAUGUUGUGCAAAAAACAAAUAUUAUUGUGCAUUUAUUAGAGAAAUUGUGUCAUACAUCCGUAAUACCAUGCGUACUUAAUACUUCAAAAUAUUCUGAUUAUGUUUUUAAAAAACGCAUUCUAAUGGAACAAAUCGAAUCAAAACUCGAUCAGGGCUUAGAUCGUUCAAUAAAUGCAGUUAUCGGUUGGGUUAAGGUUUAUUUACAGAGCGAGCAGAAAAAAACGGAUUAUAAGCCUGAAAGCGAUGUUGACACCAUAUCAUCAACAGCCUGUCUACAAGUGGUUCAAAAUCUGCAAUCAGUUAUUAUACAAAUUAAAAAAUGUGUUGAUGGCGAAAACCUGAAAAACGUUUUAAAUGAAUUUGGCGCACGUUUACACCGUGUCAUCUAUGAUCACUUACAGACAAUGCAAUUCAAUACCGCAGGCGCAAUGUGUGCUAUAUGUGAUGUUAAUGAAUAUCGCAAAUGUAUACGAGAUUUAGAAAGUCCAUUAAUAACACAACUUUUCGAUAUAUUGCAUGCGCUAUGUAAUUUGUUGUUGGUUAAGCCUAAAAACUUGAAAGAAGUGUGUACCGGCGAAACACUGAACUGCUUGGAUAAAUCGGUGGUACGUCAAUUUAUACAACUGCGGGCAGAUUUUCGAGUUAUUAAAAAUACAAGUUACUUGAAAGGCAUUAUGGAAUAAAUUAUAAAAAAUUUCCAAAAGUAGUAUUUUUAAAAGUAGUAUUUAAUAGACAAAUAGGGCAAAAGAAAUAUAAAAAUAAAAGUAAAUUAAUUAAACUUUAUUUUUGAGAUACUGUAGAAUAAGGAUUAUUUGUAAAAAGUUGUGACGUUAGAUACAUGGUGGGUAUUCAGACGUAGCUCUGUAACUUCGUUAUCGGUAAAGUGAUAAAAUAAUAAAUGUAUCAUUGCAAUUAAAAAAUAUUUAAAAGUUAUUAAGUAAGAGUGCUAAAUACAAGCAAGAUUAUAAAUACAAGCCAUAUUUUUACUUUUUAAAAUAAAAACAAUCUGUUGAUGUUUUAUCGAAUACCUAAAAAAUCAUCAGGUAUGAUUUUUUCGAACACCAUUUAGAAGGAACAGGAAGCUUGAAGAGAAGCCUUAUUCGAAAUAAAUACAAAGACAUUAUUUAUACAUAUGUGUAUUCGUUAUUAAAACAUCAUGACAGUUUUAUAAGAUAAAUAUUUAUUUCAAAUUACUGAAAUGAUGUGAAAGAAAA
Messenger RNA from Teleopsis dalmanni, 2845 nucleotides. RefSeq names its product exocyst complex component 5. Gene Ontology annotation, biological process: Golgi to plasma membrane transport; exocytosis. The transcript has 7 exons. The record is from RefSeq and is a predicted model, not a curated record. Gene Ontology annotation, cellular component: cytoplasm; exocyst. NCBI's taxonomy places the organism in Eukaryota, Metazoa, Arthropoda, Insecta, Diptera, Diopsidae. Bases 167 to 2314 code for a protein of 715 amino acids.